Messenger RNA from Prunus persica (peach), 2358 nucleotides. Its product is annotated as lipid phosphate phosphatase 2. The record is from RefSeq and is a predicted model, not a curated record. Lineage: Eukaryota; Viridiplantae; Streptophyta; Magnoliopsida; Rosales; Rosaceae. Gene Ontology annotation, molecular function: phosphatidate phosphatase activity. The transcript is spliced from 8 exons. Gene Ontology annotation, biological process: phospholipid metabolic process. The coding region runs from base 1109 to 2083 and encodes 324 amino acids.
GUGAGAAUAUUUAUUACCUUUAUUCAUAGAUAGAUGAUGUGUAUUUAUAGGGGGAGAAUGAGAGACAAAGAUACUAAGGAGAUAUUUUCCUCUCCCAUUCCUCUGACGUGAGUUACAUUAAAUGCCCCGCUUCUGAUCGCCAUACUUAUCUGACUGGGAUCAGGUGGCGAAGUGAUAUGUGGCAUAAGAUGGAAGGUGUAUUAACUGAUCUCUUUCCAUUGCCAGGCUUUUGAUCAGAUUAAUGGAGUGAUUUAUUCGACACCCAUGAUCAAUGUGCUUCUGGCCCUACGACACCACCGUAGUCUGAUCGGUAUUUUGGGUGCUCGGGCUCCACUCACCUUUGGUCUUGUCAAGCUCCAACUGGGAGGCUCUCUACCGAUCUCCGAGGGUAUCGAGUCUGAUCGGGUUGGUGUAUAUGUAACCCGGCCCACCAAUGGCUACGCGGUUUUAUGCAAUUAGUUCGGCUCAUAGCAACAGUAUAGGCCAUUAACAAAUAUUUUAAAAACCGCGUCAUUUUUCUUUUUGCCGGUAAUACAAGAAGCUUUUGUGGAAGCCUGGAUAUUUUCAUUUGAAUCCCCAACUAAUUUGUAGUAGAUGAGAUGUUAAUGAAUUGCAAAUUAUGAGGCUAAAUUCACGCCUAAGCAUGCUAUUAUUAGUUUUUUUUUUGUUUUUUUUUUCUGAUAAAUAAGAAGUAAUUUACAAUGAAUUGUACAUUACUUUUGAUCGCUUUGAAAUUUAGAUUUAUGUCACCAUCCGCCGUCCCCAGCCAGCAAUCAGCAAAGCAAACAAGCCGCGUUUUGUCUCUUUUAGUGAGAGACAAAAUAUAAAACCCCAAAAUAAAUUCCAAAUUUUUUUUCUUCAUUUCUUCUUCCUACUUCUCUGUAUCUCAACUGUAGGGAGUCGGUGAUCCACUGCACUGCACCCAAACCAAAUUGACAACUCCGUUGUUAUUUUUUCCGCUUCACGCGGCUUUCCAUUUCAGCCCCUCUGUUUCGCUCUUCUUCACCAAAAUCCACUCCCCUGCCACCUUAAAAUCGAACCCAAAACCACCCCGCUCUCUCUCUCUCUCUCUCUCUCUCUCUCUACGAAAUUUACACUUAGUCAAAAAAUGCCAGAAAUUCAGUUGGGUUCUCACACUGUAAGAUCUCAUGGAGUAAAGGUAUUGAGGAUUCAUAUGCAUGACUGGCUGAUUCUACUGGUUCUUGCGGCGAUAGAUCUGGGUUUGAACUUGAUAGAACCUUUUCACCGCUUUGUUGGAGAGGACAUGAUGACAGACCUGAAAUACCCAUUGAAAGACAAUACAGUUCCCUUCUGGGGUGUUCCGAUAAUUGCAGUACUGUUGCCACUUGCUGUCAUUCUUGUUUACUACUUCAUCCGAAAGGAUGUCUAUGAUCUGCACCACGCCAUUUUAGGCCUUCUAUUUUCCAUCUUUAUAACCGCUGUUUUAACUGAUGCAAUCAAAGAUGGUGUUGGUCGACCUCGUCCAGACUUCUUUUGGCGUUGUUUCCCUGAUGGCAAAGGGGUGUUUGAUCCAAUCACAAAGAAUGUCAUGUGUACUGGAAGCAAGAGUGUCAUUAAGGAAGGACACAAAAGCUUCCCCAGCGGGCAUACUUCAUGGUCCUUUGCAGGUCUUGGUUUCAUUGCAUGGUAUCUAUCAGGGAAAGUUAGGGUGUUUGAUCGUAGAGGACAUGUUGCAAAGCUCUGUAUUGUCUUUCUACCAUUACUUCUUGCGGCAAUGGUAGCAGUUUCUCGAGUUGAUGACUAUUGGCAUCAUUGGCAAGAUGUUUUUGCUGGCGGGCUUAUAGGAAUCACCAUUGCUUCAUUUUGUUACCUGCAAUUCUUUCCACCUCCGUAUGACACAGACGGUUGGGGACCUCAUGCGUACUUUCAGAUGCUGGCAGAGUCUCAAAAUCGCGAUGAGGCCUUGUCUCCCAAUGCCAAUAGUCUCAGUGUGCAGCAAACAGAGCUUGAGAGUAUAUACAUCCAGUCUCAGCAUGGUGUUGAAACAUCACGAGGCUAUAGUGGAGACACAAACCCCAUUCUGAAUGGGCGGGAAAGUGGGAGACACUUGAGUGUAGGCUGACUGUAGAGAAGAAUAGAGUUAGUGAUCAGGUGUUCAUAUUUUAGGAUCGACGCCGUGUGAAUUUCAUACACAGAUCUCAGAAUGCAGAUGAAAUUUGGACCAUCCUUUUUUUCUUGAGUUCUAUUAAUUGAUUUAUUUUGUUGGUGUUUUGAGGAGUUCAUAUUACAUUGCUUCUGUUCCCUUUUCUUUUAUACUGGUAUAUGGCUGGCUAUGAUCUUAUAUUUUGAAGUGACAUGUAUUAUGUAUAGCUAUGUUUGAAUGAUAUUAUUCUUUUC